AUGCAUGCAUUAGAAAUGUUUGCUGAAUGCUGUCUCAUCCAGUGUGAAGCAUUAAGUUUAAAUCCUUGUUCACUUUUUGUCUCUUCAAUCACAGCCCAACUGUCGUCUUGGUGUGAAGAUCUUGGGAGGCUCCUGCUCCUGAGGCACCAGCAGUCCAGAGAGGAAGGGGGAGACCUGUCUUCGUCUGGGACCAAGACAAACUCAGAUUCAAUGCACCAGCAGAUGCAGAAGAAUCUGCCUCCAGUGCCACACAGUGAUUCUGCAUGGCAGGGCCAGCCUCAGCAGCCUUCCCAGCAGUCUUUGAGUGUCGUCACCACUGUCUGGGGGGUGACACAAACCAGCGACGCAAAUAACAUGAUUAGUAACACAACGUUUAGAGGUCAAGGGGGUAACAUGAACGCUCAAUAUAACGGUCAGCAGCACCCCUUCUCAGCAGCAGCGGUAGGGCAGAGCAAGCCUUACAACAUGCAGGGGAUGCCAGGCUACCGAGGGCAGGGGGGCCCUUAUAGGGGCCAAAACAGCAUGCAACCUGGUAUGGGAGGACCUGGAUACCCCAACCAGCCCCACAACGUGCCCCCUCACAUGGGCCCGGGAGGGGGAGGACCCCACCCUGGUCCUCAGAAGCAGGCUGCACCAGGACAGUUCCCACAGCCAGCAGCCGCAGCCGCAGCGGCAGUCAUGGCAGCAGCAGCAGCGACGGUCAAUGCUGGCGCAACGGCAACGGCCACAGCGACGGCUACAGCCACGGUCUGCUUAAAAGAACAAGAGGACCAGCAACAAAUGGGAGACUACGGCAUGAGCGGCCAGCAGCAGCAGCAGGGAAUGUACCCUAGCCAGUACUACCAGCAUGGGGCGCCUCCCUCGAGCCCCAACCACCAUCCUCAUCUUAACCCACAGAUGAUGCAUACAGAGAUGAGACCGCAGCAGGAGUUUGUCAACCAGUACCCACCGGGAGGCAUGCAUCAGAUGGGGCCGAUGAUGGGCGGAGGGGGGCCGGGCAAGCACCCUAUGUAUGCUGGUCAGAUGGGGCCCAACAGGAGUAUGGCUGGUCCACAGCCCCAUCCUGCUUCCUACAACAAGAGGCCUUUCCCUGGACCCCAAGGAUAUAACCCGAAUCCCAUGAACCAGCAAGGGUACCAGAUGGGACCUCAGGGCCCUAUGCCCAUGAAACCUGGCCCCUACCCAGGUGGGCAUCCGGGCGGGCAUCCGGGCGGGCAUCCAGGCGGGCAUCCAGGGGGGCAUCCAGGCGGUCAUCCCGGCGGCCAUCCAGGCGGGCAUCCAGGUGGCCAUCCAGGCGGGCAUCCAGGGGGCCAUCCAGGUGGCCAGCCGGGAGGGCCCAUCCCAGGCCCGAUGCCUGGUCCCAUGCAAGGCCCCAUGAGAGGAGGCGGGUACAUCAACAAGCAGGGUAACCAAUUCUUCCCCCGGGGAGGCCCUCCACCACAGGGGCACAUGGGUUCCAUGCCAGCACCACAGGCAAUGCAGAAUAAUGCACAACAAAUCAACUUCCAGUCACCGAUGCCGGGUAACCCGACGCCGCCCCUCACACCGAGUCCCAACAUUCCCCCACCUUACAUGUCACCUACAGGGCCCGGUGACAUCAAACCUUUCCCUAGACCACCUGACAUGAAGACAGCAAGCGACGAGAUGUGCAUGACGUUCCCUGUACGAGAUGGUGUGGUGCUGGAACCGUUCAGGUUAGAGCACAAUCUAGCCGUCAGUAACCACGUCUUCCACCUCAGGCAGUCAGUCCAUCAAACCCUUAUGUGGAGAUCGGACUUGGAACUUCAAUUCAAGUGCUAUCACCAUGAAGACAGACAGAUGCACACAAACUGGCCGGCCUCUGUCCAGGUGUCGGUCAAUGCUAACCCACUGACCAUAGAGAGGGGCGACAACAAGACCUCUCACAAGCCCCUCUAUCUUAAAGGGGUGUGUCAACCAGGCAGGAACACUAUUCAAAUUACUGUCAGGGCUUGCUGCUGUUCUCAUCUAUUUGUUUUGCAAUUGGUGUACCGACCGACCGUCAAAUCAGUAUUACAACGACUACUCCGAAAGAGAUUGCUACCUGCCGAACACUGCAUAACAAAAAUCAAGAGGAAUUUCUCAAGCGUGGCAUCAUCGACGGGCGGACUGAGCGAGGAUGGGGUUGAGCAGACAGCGAUCAAGGUCUCACUAAAGUGUCCCAUCACGUACAAACGUAUUACCCUUCCUGCGAGAGGGCAUGACUGUAAACAUAUCCAGUGCUUUGAUCUGGAGUCCUACCUCCAGCUCAACUGUGAAAGGGGGUCAUGGAGGUGUCCUGUCUGCAACAAAACUGCAUUACUAGAAGGACUGGAGGUAGACCAGUUUAUGUGGGGGAUACUGACAGCGGUCCAGUCAGCCGAUUUUGAGGAGGUGACGAUAGAUGCUUCAGCGAGCUGGAAACCGGUCCCUAUAAAGAGUGAAUUCAAAGAGGAGGAACCAGACUCAUGCCACGCACCCAAGAGGCAUAAAGCUAUGUCACCAGGGAGCAUGACGAUGCCUAGCACGCACCAGUAUGAAGGUGGACCUAGUCCCUCACCGUACCCUCUACCUAACAUGUCAUCACCAGCUGAAUUCAAUGGAGCGAUGAGACCAAAUUCAAACGCCAAUCCCAACGUUGGGGGUCCCAACAACUUCCGAAACUUCCCUGGCUUAUCACCCCACGGUGCGGGCGGCGGGGGAGGAGGGGGUAGUGGAGGGGCACCAAACAUGACCCCCAACCCCAACAGCUUCAAUGGCCCUACCAUGAUGACAGACGAUAACAUCGCUACCACAGACAUGUACCCAGUGGAGAAACAGUUCAAUCAUGCAUUACCGCCCAUGGGUAUGAAUCAGCCCCACCCACCAGGCCAGCAGCCUCACAGACACCCCUCCCCGAUGCAGCAUCACCCCAGGAACAAUCCCACCGGUCCUGGUACCCCAACAUCAGCCUCCAUCGCCUCCCCACGCUCCAUGCAUACCAGCAACCCCAACCUGAGACCCCCGACACCAGGGGUACCGCCCCAUACACCUGGCAUGGGACCAAGUACACCGGGGGUGGGGCCUAUGACCCCCAACAUGAACCCCCAUACUCCCAACAACAUGAAUCCCCAUACCCCGAACAACAUCAACAUGAACCCCCAUACUCCAAACAAUAUGAACCCCCACACGCCUGGCAACAAUAUGAACCCGCACACGCCCGGCAACAAUAUGAACCCGCACACGCCUGGCAACAUGCCGCCGACGCCCAACAGCAUGGGCAAUACCACCUCUACCUCGAUGAUCCAACAACCCCACACGCCAGGGGCGUCGUCCAACCCACCUUCUCACCCCGGCAUGAACACCAUGAACAACAACCAGCGCUCCCACCAAUCCCCUAACCCUGGACCACCACCCAACACCUCAUCGACCAAUCAACUUCCAGCAUUACUUGGCCAUGGUCCAAUGAGUGGGAACCCCACGACCAACGGGGGUGUAGUGGGGCUGGACUCUCACUCCAGAAAUAACAGCAUAUCAAACAAUCAGGUCAACAAUGCCAGUCAUAAUUUAGACUUUGACCCAGCGGCCGUUAUAGAUGGGGGAGGAGAGGGCCAGGAAGGCUUAGAUUUACUAUCGGACAACAUGGUAGACGUGGACAUUCUCUCGAUACUUGGCCAAAGCGACAAUUCAGCCGCAAACAACGACAGCGACGAACUCCUUUCAUUAUUUGACUCGUGAGAGUAAGACUAUACAAACUUUUUUGUGAAAGAAAGAGACUCCAAGACGCGAGACAGAUAAUGAUUAGAUGUUAUUGAAAUCGGUGCUAGACAAACCCAAAGGAGGUUUGCGACUCCAAGACAAGUCGAGGAGAGAUUUCACAGAGAUAGGGUUUGCAAUCGACGACUUGCGUGAGGUUGAGUUAGCUUGAUGUUGUCAUGGUAACAGACACUGCUCAUCGUCCCAAGGCUGAGGCGGCUUCCGAUGGUUGUGACGGGAAAGGGCAGUACAACGAUGGACGACGGCUUUUUGCAAGACUGCAUGGAGAGAACUUGAUAAAGAGGAAUUGACAUGUGAAGUUUCUCGUUUAGUUUGGAUGAGAAUAUUAAGCUGCCGAAGAAGUGCUGCAGAGCGGCACGCCCGCCCGAUGAACAACCCUUUUAGGAGGGAGGAGAUGAUUGCUGCCUGUCCACUUAACACAGAUUCGAUCACAUCUCUGUGCUUCACUACCUGCCUGGUAGAUCAGAGUUUCUAUCUGAAGGAAACAGAAAUAAUAGGCUUCAAGUUUGCCUGUGGUUAAGAGCCAAGAUUGACCAGCAGAUUAUAAAAGAACGGUGCAUGAUGCUCACAGUUCAGGAGGCCCAAAUGAUGAAGCUAAUCUGGAUCAUUUUCAUCUCUAUUUAGCCAAUUCUUAAUUCAGCUUGAGGGUCUAACACAUCAUGCAAACAAGCAAGCAGAAGCUUGAAGAUAAAAAAGGGGAUUCAUUCAAUUUUCUUAUGACAUGGGCACCUGUUCGAUGCAGGGUGUUAAAGGCCUCCAAGAGUUAAAGAACAGAACAUCAUAUGAUUUUGCAGACAUCAAUUCAUCUGUCGAGUCGACUCGAGUGUAGAUCAAAAGUUGGUUGACGUCUUUGAAAUAUAAGUGGGUGUGAUGCCCUUGGUUCAGGUUUCUGAAAAGGCAGUACGUCUAAAAGGCAGUAUGUCUAUACAGAUGUAGUGGUGAUAGUGUGAGAGAAUUUUGAAAUCAACAGGUGGAAAUUAACUGAGAACACUUCCGAAGGCAUCACCGUUUGUUGAUGGGUUGGCAGAAAUCGAUCAUCAUUAGCAUGGAUGGAUUUAAAGCUAUCUCCCUUGCCUUCCUAGGGGUACAGGCAUCAAAUCAUGUCGGUUGUAAGGAAGAAAAUACAACAAUUCCAAACAGGCAGCAAACUCCCUCUUCAAAUUUUUGUUAACCUGAACUUGUUUUCUUAUCUCUGCAUUUUUCCUUCUACCUGUAAAUACUCAAUAAAAAUACCUUGAGUUUGUGAACUCAUUUCAUGAUGUUUGCGCGAAGCAAUCAAAGCAACUCGCAAGUUUUGUAUAAAAGAAAGAUAUCACACAACUGUGUGAGUUUAAAGGACAGAUUUUAGUCGUCUUUUUUGUUAAUGUGAAAGGUUGAAUCGCUAACUUAUUACUGUUUGUGCUUUUGUUGUAAUUUAUUUCUUGUAAAGUGUAAAUUUUUUGAAAAGGUUAAUUAUUCGGGGUUUUCAGAGGAAGAGUUAUAUUUUGAUGAUACAAGAUGAAAAUCUGUGCUUCGUGCUACUUAUUAAACCAUCCCCCUCAUUGCCGGCCGCUAUGUGAUAUUUGUUCAUAAAAUUCAGACUCGUCGAUGAAUACUGCAGAAGUCAUCGGACAAUACAGCCAAAGUAAACAGUAUUCAAAGCCUGAAAAAAAAACUGUUACCUGACAAGACAUGUUUACGAGCCAGAUUGUCCUCGGCUAACCAGGACCAUAAGUCAUUACUAGGACCAUCAGUCAUAUUCUCUACAUUAUUGUGCCUGGAAGGAAGCUCAUUAUUUUUGUGUGUGUUUUGCUUUUAUUCUUAUGGAUAUUUUUGUAGCAUUUUCUGUUAUUGAGACACAAGUGACCACCUAUAGAGGAGAUGGGAAAAUGUAAAAACAAAACAGCAGCCUUAUCCAACAAAAUUCCAUGUUCUAGCCUUAGAAGCAUUCCUAAUCGACUGUUUUUGUGCUGUGGGCAGGUUCCUUGUGCCCAAAAUGUAGUGAGUUUUCAUACUCUGGACUAUUAAAGCUAGUACGUUUUGUUCCAUAAUUUUGAGCAGUGCCAUGAGUAGUGCGUGCCCAGUGCUUGAAGAAAAUGAAUGAUAUUAUAUGAGUACCUUUUGCUCUUACAUAAAAGUCUGAUAUACUUAUGGCUUUUGGGAGGAGGGGGUCAAAGGUCAGACAAGUUGGGCCAUUGUAUGCAGCUGUUACGAUAUUGUAGUUUGAUAAGUUGUCACCACUUAAUGUAUUAUAAAGUAAAGCAACUUUAUCUUCUUUGCAUGAAGAAAUUAACUUUUAGCCAAUGAUAAUCAUUCAUCUUGGUUGUUACCAAACAUUACGUUCCCCUUCCCGUCCAGUGAGCUUACUCUGUCUUGGGCAAUUCUCUAGCGCCUAAUUUUGCCUGGAGUUCAGUUUGCUUAAAACUCUGCCAUAUGUCGUCACAUACCCGGACACCCCCCUCCCCCAACACCAUUGCAUCUUUUUCAUCUUUUAAUGGACAAUAACAUAUGGUGAAGAUUUGUAUGUUUGGCUGUUAAAGUCUGUUUAACGAAAUUUGAUUUUGAACCUAGAAAUUAUUUGUCUUUUGAUCGGUUCAUUAUUUCAUUCCCAGUGACAUGUAUUGUAGAAUAUUUAUUGCCAAAAGGAAUUCUGAUAAUCUCAAGCUUUUUUGAAUAUGCUUAAGAAAUAUGUUUUAAAUUGUUUAGAAUGAGAGAGAGAAAGAGAGAGAGAGAGGGAGAGAGUAAAUAUGUGAGAGAUGAAGCAAGAGAAAUACAAUAUUAUUGGUUUAGCAAGGGAGGAAAGUGUUUUAAAAGAAAGACUAUUUUGAGGACCUUUUUAGGGGAGCAUUUUUGUCAUGCUCAUGUUUUGUAUAAUGUAAAUACUUGGCUGUUUGGGAGAAUCUCCGUAUAUUUAUGCAGUAAUACUGGUUGUUGUUGAUAAAUUAUAUUUGAAAUACUUCAUUUUCAGGUGUUGUGACAAGGGAAAGGAUAUUUUUUGUUAAUGUCUCUCGCUUUCCUAGACCUUAAACUUUCUGGGACUAUCGGUUGUGACAAAAUAAUUUUCAUUCGUCGGAACGGCGAUACUCUAAUAAUAAACACAUGUAUUCAGCAUUGUAAUUACCAGACCCUAAGUUAUUUUUUCUCUUCUGUAAAACCUUUUUUUAUUAAACAAAUGUUUCUGGUUUUGUAAGUACAUGUAUUUUUGUUUAUAUGUAUUGCCCUUUUUGUUUUUGUUUUUUCAUGUUUACAACACGAGAGAAGAAAAAAAAUGAUUGUCUUUCCUCCAAAGUUCAAAUGAUGUCUUUGUACAUAGGUAUUUCUGAAACACAAGGAUGGGUUUAGUCUUCUUUUUUUUAGUGUAUAAAAGAAAAACUGUCUUUUCUUAGCUGGAGACAAACUAUAUGCAUGUAACCUAGGUGCUUUCUUAUGUAUAGUUGGUAACAAAGGGGUUUCACAGACAGGAUUAAGGGCAGUUUAGUCACCUACGGACGUCGUGACGAUGCAAAGUGCCAAAUAGAUUUUCAGGAAGCGACCAACACAAAGAACAAAGACUGUUUCUACAAAUGUUUAAAAUGCUUUUUUGGGGCAACAAGUGUAGAAUUAUCCUCAUUUUCCCAACAAGUGACAAGAGUCAAGAUUUCUUACCGAUUUAAUGAAGAUCAAAAGCAUGAUAAAAGCAUAAAUCUAUUUUUGAGAUUAUGUCUUGUUUUAAUAUGCUUAUUUUUAUAGUCUUGUCCUGUAGUAUCCAUAAUGUGAUGAUUGUGCACUGCUUUUAUUUUUAAUUCAUAGUUGUUUCUUUUCACAUUUUUCAUCACUUUCGAGUCAAAAUGGGUCCUAUGAACAUUCCAUCUCUGAUCGAUUACUUAUUGAGCUUAAUUUAAUGAUUUUUCAUAUGAUUUUUCAAUUGACUGUCUUUAUAUCUCAUUUUAAAUUGUCUGUUUUCUCUCAAAUAUCCUGCAAAGUACUUUUAUCAUUUUCAGACUCUAAAGACAACAAAAUUAAAAUUCCAAAUUCUUUAAUUUGUUUUUAAUAUCUUGCUUUCUAAGAACAAUUCAUCAUAGACUUGACAUAAGUGCUUUCUAAUUUGACUUGAAAGUAAAGGAGAUUUGCUAUGCAAGGUAUAUUUGACCCCAACUUCUGUGAAAUUUCAGAAUGUAUUAACGAAUGUAAUAUAAAACCUUUUGGUAAUUUGUUUUCCCUUGAUAUAUGCAUCAAAAGAAUCUCCAUUUCUCAUUUAUUUGAAAAUUAUAAAUUCUUUGCCUUUGGUACCCUACAUUUUCAAGUUGUUUAUCCUUUUAAAAAGUGAUAGCUACCAACUUGGACUGCCCCAUUUUGAAUGAACCUUUAUUUUUCCACUUUUAGUAUUUCAAAAAAGUGAAACCCUGUCCGCGAUGUGAUUUUGUUUCUUUCUUUUCUUCAUGCAAUAUUGAAUUGCACGGCACCUUGAGUCAGAUCGUUAACGGCCUUUAAGGCUUACAAGUAUAUUGUUGAAAUAAAAAUAUUUGAGCUAAUCUUUAUUGAUGUUUUAUAAAAGAUUACCUUUCAAACCUAGGAGGGGGUGUUGUCAGGUGCUAACAUCUGAUAUUCCUUAACAUACAGUGUGGUUAAAGGGAGACUAUCAUAGAAAUUUAACAUUCAGAAGGAAGUGCAAAAAAUAGAAAAUCAAUGGGCGAGAGAAAGUGUUAUUUUGUAGCAGAACUCCCACAAUGCUCCAGGUUGUUGCUACUACAGAUCGAAUAUAAUCUUUGUGAUUUCCAUGAGGAAAUUAUAUUAGUAUCCUGUUCUUCUAGCAUUGUUUGUUAAUGUGUAAUAACACCUUUAAACAUUGCACUUCUUUUGAGUUUAAAGAUAAAUGUCUCUACUUGUCGGAGCUAAUUAUUAUGAAACAUGUUUCCCCAAGAGUUGUAUGCUUUGGCUCUUUACAUUUCAUUACGUGAUAUGUGACAAUGUUAAUGUUUGACCGGACUAGACUAUCACAUCUUAAAUGCACAUUGUGUCUGUAUAUACGUCUACUUUAAUGUCAAAUCUUUAUUUCAGAUGUGGCAGGAAAACAUACAAGUGCAAACAAUUAGUUCAUUUCAAACAUUGUUUGUUCUUGUAUGUUUUUGUCUCUGACCAGGAAUCAGUAUUUUGAAGCAAUACCAGCUCCACAAUAACCUCUCAAUUUUUAAAGAAAUUAAAUUUAAGCAAUUUCAAAUGAUUGAAUGAUUCAAAGGCGCCAAGAUGAAAUGAUAAUUCUUCAAAAUGAAGAGAUUGUGAUAUACUUUUUUUGUGAAAUAAUGAAAUAUUGGCAGGUGAGAGGGUUUCAGGUGGAUGAAGGGCUAUUUCUCGUCUUAUUUAUGUACAGAUGUGAAAAAAAGAAGAAAAAAAGGUAGUUUGUAGAAGGAAUGCGGAAUGCGUUCUCUUGUUGCCAUUCAAUAUUUAUCUAAUAAACGAAAAUACAUUGAAA
This is a messenger RNA of Strongylocentrotus purpuratus (purple sea urchin), 9181 nucleotides long. RefSeq names its product zinc finger MIZ domain-containing protein 1. Gene Ontology annotation, molecular function: SUMO ligase activity; zinc ion binding. The record is from RefSeq and is a predicted model, not a curated record. Lineage: Eukaryota; Metazoa; Echinodermata; Echinoidea; Camarodonta; Strongylocentrotidae. The transcript has 17 exons. Gene Ontology annotation, biological process: protein sumoylation; regulation of transcription by RNA polymerase II. Bases 1 to 3714 code for a protein of 1237 amino acids.